ACUGCCCCCCCACCAGCAGGAGCAGCUGCUGCCUCGCCCCGAGGAGAGCAUCGCCGGGACCUUCCCCUUCCUUUAGGAGUGCGUUUGGAUUUACAUGCAAAGCCUUCAAGAUGAUGUCCAUGAACAGCAAGCAGCCUCACUUUGCCAUGCAUCCCACCCUACCUGAGCACAAGUACCCCUCCCUGCACUCCAGCUCGGAAGCAAUAAGGAGAGCCUGCCUGCCAACUCCACCGCUGCAGAGCAACAUCUUCGCCAGCCUGGACGAGACGCUGCUGGCGCGGGCCGAGGCGCUGGCGGCGGUGGACAUGGCGGUGUCCCAGGGCAAGAGCCACCCCUUCAAGCCGGACGCCACCUACCACACCAUGAACAGCGUGCCCUGCUCGUCCACGUCCACGGUGCCGCUGGCCCACCACCACCACCACCACCACCACCACCACCACCAGCCGCUGGAGCCGGCCGACCUGCUGGACCACCUGGGCUCCCCGCCGCUGGCCCUGGGGGGCGGGGCCGGUCCUGGGGGGGGCGGCGGCGGAGCCGGAGCCGGGGCCGGACCCGGCGGAGGCGCCGGCGGAGGCGGCGGCGGAGGCGCAGGGGCGGGCGGGCCCGGCGGCCACGACGGCGGCGGGGCCGGUCCUGGGGGGGCCGGUCACGGCCCCGGCCACGGCCCCGGCCACGGCCCCGGCCCCCCGCACGGCCACGGCCCCGGGCCCGGGCACCUGCACGGGCUGGGCCCCCUGUCGCACCCGGCGGCGGCGGCGGCGGCGGCGGCGGCGGCGGCGAUGAACAUGCCGUCGGGCCUGUCGCACCCGGGGCUGGUGGCGGCGGCGGCGGCGGCGCACCACGGGGCGGCCGUGUCGGCGGCGGCCGUGUCGGCGGCGGCGGCGGCGGCCGUGUCGGCGGGCCAGGCGGCGGCCGUGUCGGCGGCCGUGUCGGCGGCGGCGGCGGCGGCGGCGGCGGCGGGGCAGGCGGCCGGCCUGGCCUCGCUGUGCGACUCGGACACGGACCCGCGGGAGCUGGAGGCCUUCGCCGAGCGGUUCAAGCAGCGGCGCAUCAAGCUGGGGGUGACCCAGGCCGACGUGGGCUCGGCGCUGGCCAGCCUGAAGAUCCCCGGCGUGGGCUCGCUCAGCCAGAGCACCAUCUGCCGCUUCGAGUCCCUGACCCUCAGCCACAACAACAUGAUCGCCCUCAAGCCCAUCCUGCAGGCCUGGCUGGAGGAGGCCGAGGGCGCCCAGCGCGACAAGCUGGCCAAGCCCGACCUCUUCAGCGGCGCCGAGAAGAAGCGCAAGCGGACUUCCAUCGCGGCGCCGGAGAAGCGCUCCCUCGAGGCCUACUUCGCCGUCCAGCCGCGCCCCUCCUCCGAGAAGAUCGCCGCCAUCGCCGAGAAACUGGACCUCAAAAAGAACGUGGUGCGGGUGUGGUUUUGCAACCAGAGACAGAAGCAGAAACGGAUGAAGUUCUCCGCCACCUACUGAGCCG
Messenger RNA from Ornithorhynchus anatinus (platypus), 1476 nucleotides. RefSeq names its product POU class 4 homeobox 1 (gene POU4F1). The record is from RefSeq and is a predicted model, not a curated record. The transcript has 3 exons. Lineage: Eukaryota; Metazoa; Chordata; Mammalia; Monotremata; Ornithorhynchidae. Gene Ontology annotation, molecular function: DNA-binding transcription factor activity, RNA polymerase II-specific; RNA polymerase II cis-regulatory region sequence-specific DNA binding. Bases 111 to 1472 code for a protein of 453 amino acids. Gene Ontology annotation, biological process: regulation of transcription by RNA polymerase II.